Messenger RNA from Prunus armeniaca (apricot), 1194 nucleotides. The record is from the annotation of a GenBank genome assembly. Lineage: Eukaryota; Viridiplantae; Streptophyta; Magnoliopsida; Rosales; Rosaceae.
AUGAGGAUCCGGAAAAGACAGGUGCCCUUCCCUCUCUCAUCUCUCUCUCCGGUGCCUUUAUCAGAUCCCCUCCUCCACAACCUCAACUACUCACCACCACCACCACCACCCAUGGUGCAACUUCACACCCACCAUGAUCCUGCCCCCACCCAACCAAAACUCUCCAACCCAGUUGAGAAAACUGCCCGGGUGGGCCAUCCCCAUCCUCAGCCGUCUGAUCAUCAUCUCAAUCAAGGUCUCUUGCCGAUCGGGCGGGCAGGGAAAGGCUGGGGGUUUUCUGAUGCUGCUGGUGGGGAUAAACACAAGGAGCACAACAAGCAAGAUUGUGGUUUGGAGCUCUUGAUAUUGAAAGGGGAAGAAGAAGAAGAUGAGAGAGAAUCAAGAGAUGGAGAGAAUAAUGAUAUCAGGAAGGAAAGCAUAUUGGGUGCAGAAACGUUGAUGGGUUUUGCUUCAGGAUCAUCAAGUUUUUCUCACCGAGCCGUUGGGAGAUGGUGUGAAGGAGAGAAAGCGUUCCCGUUGAAGAAGCGAAGAGGGAGCUUCGGAAGAGGAGCGAAUAUGGAGGAGAAGGACAGGAAAUCAAUGAAGACCAAGAUGAACAAAAAAUGUGCAACUCAACAGCAAAACGAUGAUGAUCAGAAGCAAGAGGAUGAAGAGGCCAAAGAAGGCCUUGAUCAUGCCAAUAUUAUUGUUCGUAGUAAUUCGAGUGCAACAAAGAAGAGGGCAAGAGGCAGCGGUGCACUCAUGGAGGGGUCGCGGUGCAGUCGAGUUAAUGGAAGAGGAUGGAGGUGUUGCCAGCAAACUCUUGUUGGCUACUCUCUUUGCGAGCAUCACUUGGGCAAGGGAAGGUUGAGGAGCAUGACCAGCGUCAGAAGCCGGUCUAUGGCAACGACAACUACAAGUACUGCGUCCAUUGAGAAGGAGCUCAAGCGGUUAUCAGCAUCUAGAUCUUCUGAGGAGUCGCCAUGGAAAGAAGACACCAAAGCUGCUGUGCUUCUAGAUGAACAUGAUGUUGAUGAAGCUAAAUGUGAUCGUGAUGAAAAUGGAGGUGAAGAGGAAGGGAAGCCAUUGAUGGUUAAAAGGAAGAGGAUGAAGCUUGGGAUUGUUAAAGCGCGAUCCAUGAGCAGCUUGCUUGGCCAAACCAACAGUGCAAUUGCAGCUGUGGCUGAUGAGGAUGAAGAUAAUAAUAACAAGUAA